AUGUUUCGUGACCCGCUGCCGCGCCGCAGCGUGCAAUCCAUGUUCCGCCUCCCUGUCGUGGUGGCGGCCCUCUGCUGGCGCGCCGCAGGCGCGGUGCGAGGCGAGCAGUGGUCCGGCAGCUGGCAGCCGCGCUACGGCGGCGGCGGCCAGGACAGCCGCGGGUACGGCAGGGCUGACUGGCGCCAGAGUCACGACACGGACCGGCGCCUGGACAGGCUCGAGAGGCUCGAGCUGUUGCACUUGGAAGCUCGGGACGACCACAGGGGGGACGGAAAACAUAAGAAGGAUAAGAAGAAAAAGAAAGGCAAGAAACACACUCGAGACAGCUCCUCUUCCACGUCGAGCUCGUCGACGUCGUCGGGCCGGGACAAAAAGAAAAAGAAAAAGAAAGACAAGAGAAGGGACAGGAGCCGGGACCGUCGUAAAGACAAGAAAGGCAAGAGAGAGGACGCUGCCGGUCUGCCGGCCGGAGACAUGGCAGAGCUGCAGGAGUUUCGCAGGCAGGCCGAAGUGCUGCGGAUCCGGCAGGAGGUGCAGGACGCCAUCGCCUCCCAGGGCGUGCCGGGGUCCGGGGGCACAAGGGGCGCGCCGCGCACGCCUCCUCCGAGGGAGCGGCAGCCGGAGAAGUUCACACCCAAGACGGCGAAACUCGUGGUUGCUGAGGCGCGCGUGCUCUUGAACGGGGAGUGCCGGAGCUUGGUGGCGCCAGGAGCCGCGACCUGGGCGGAGGUGAAGCAGCAGCUCUCCGCACACCCGGUUGCAGACAUCAAGCCGCUGUACGCGCAGCUCCGGCCCGACGGACCGGUACCGCGCGCUAGGGAGCAGGUCGUGGAAGGGAUCAUGGAGACCUUGCUGGCGCGCGUCGCCGGGUGA
Messenger RNA from Prorocentrum cordatum, 873 nucleotides. The record is from the annotation of a GenBank genome assembly. NCBI's taxonomy places the organism in Eukaryota, Dinophyceae, Prorocentrales, Prorocentraceae.